Plasmodium cynomolgi strain B is the source of this 561-nucleotide messenger RNA. RefSeq lists its product as hypothetical. Lineage: Eukaryota; Apicomplexa; Aconoidasida; Haemosporida; Plasmodiidae. The coding region runs from base 1 to 561 and encodes 186 amino acids. The record is from RefSeq and is a predicted model, not a curated record. The transcript has 2 exons.
AUGGGUAUCUUAUCAUGUGCUGAUGACACCGUGGAAGAUGGUUAUAGUUUCUAUGAACACAUUGAUAAGUAUCUAGAAUAUGAAAAAAUCUGUUUGCAUGAUCAGAAGUCUAAAGAAUAUAACUAUAAAUGCGAAUCAAUUGGAUUAGACCAAUAUAAUAAGGAGGAUGAAAAACUUUCUAAUAUUUGUUCAAGAUUUCAUUGCUUAUUUGAUAAAUUGAUUACGUCAACAAUCGAUCAAACAAAUUAUAAUGAAAAAAAUGCUCAUUUCGCAUACGUGAAGUAUUGGUUAAUUCAUGAAUUACACAAGAUGUAUGCCAGCAUUGAUGAUGCAAAACACUUUCUUAAGCGUAUGAUAACUGCAGAUAGAGUAAAUGAAACCAUGAGGGAAUUAAAUGAAAACUGGGAUAAUAUAGAUAAAGAUGAGAUGAAAAAUAUGUAUGAAUUAUUUUAUUUAUACGAGAGUUAUAUUAAAAAUACAUCACCGAUGAUAAUACAAACGCAGAAAUAUUUCACCCAUACCCUGACAAUGAACCUCAUAAAUACAGGGAACUUGAUGUAA